This is a messenger RNA of Penicillium manginii, 1341 nucleotides long. Its product is annotated as F-box protein. Gene Ontology annotation, molecular function: protein binding. Bases 1 to 1341 code for a protein of 446 amino acids. Lineage: Eukaryota; Fungi; Ascomycota; Eurotiomycetes; Eurotiales; Aspergillaceae. The transcript is spliced from 3 exons. The record is from RefSeq and is a predicted model, not a curated record.
AUGCCAGACGCGGUCUCUUCGAACGAGGCCUCCGGUCUUGAUAAACGUCGAAAGUACAUCGAUAAUAUCCUCCAUGACCAGCAGUGGACACACACCACGCACGCAUCAUCAAUAAUCGAUAAAAUACCCGCCGAGAUCCUCCAUUCGAUUCUCUCGUUCCUUUCCCCGCACGAUCUUGCCCGCGUGUCCGCUACAUGUCGUGCCCUCGCCGAACAUGCCUCCAACGACCUGUUGUGGAAUCGACUACUGAACUCCCAUCUCCCAUUCCCGAUCCAUGACCCGGGCCCCUUUGACACAUUUCGCCGACUGUACCUCGCCCAUCUGCCCUACUGGUUCAUCCCUCAACACAAAAUCUGGUUCGCAGACAACGAACACACUGGCAAUUUGAUACUAGCCCGCUACGAUAACAGACGGGGCGUGAUAGAAGCAUACCGUGUAAUCGCAGAUCGGGGCUCCCCUCAAUUCCAGGUUUGGGAAGCACACCCAGACGUGAUGAUCCAGUCAUUCUAUCCUGCUGUCAGUCUGUGGUUAGAUGACCCUGUGCUACUCCUCAAAGAUAUGCAGCCAUCGGAACCGACAUCUGAAUGCCAAACUUGGAUGGCAGAGCGCAAAAUGCACAUGCCUGCCGAGGCCAAUCAUCUCUUCAAUUCACUUAUCCUGUGCUCUAAUCAGCAGGAUCCCGAUGUUCAAGAACCCGAUCAACUUUGGCCGCCGCCGACUAUUCCCAGUGGAAGUCGCGUAGUCAGAUCGACUGAGGGGGUGGAUGUAAGCGAUCCUGUGCAUUGGUCCGAAGCAUCUCAGAAAGCAUUUCGCAUUCGUCGAUGGACGAACUUCAGACUGAUGAUAUCGCCGGGCCACAACUCAGCUAUGCUUACUUAUUCCACCCUUGAUCCGAACCUGUACACGCCAACGAAAGAAAAGCCCUAUCAAGGUAUUUGGGUCGGGGACUAUUCAGCUCACGGCUGUGAGUUCCUCCUCAUAAUCCAAAGUGACAUACCCGAGGACGAGGAGUUUGAAGAUGACUCGGAAUUCGUCCCGCGAGGAAGUCUGCAUGCUCUCAAAUUGACAGGAGACCCCAAUGUGCCACGAGGAGAAAUCACAUUUCUUGCCAACGAUAUUGGACCAAAUGGUCUCAUCAAGGUGGAAACCGAGGAGCCCUUCAAGGGCGCUCGGAUUGUCGAGGCCCAGGGACACGUUGCCGGCCUUGGUUUCCAUGAUGACACCUACAUAUCAUCUCAGCUCAUUCUGGUGUCUACAGAGUACAUUGCUCAUUAUUGGCAGGAGAUGGGCCACAUCUCUUAUUACCGCCGCGUGGAUAUUAACACCCUCCUGAAAACAUAA